Molecule: messenger RNA, 1614 nt
Organism: Rotaria sordida
Lineage: Eukaryota; Metazoa; Rotifera; Eurotatoria; Philodinida; Philodinidae
Source: the annotation of a GenBank genome assembly
AUGGAUUCAUCUCCAUCAAAAAAACUUCCUCAUCAUCGUUUAAAUUCUUAUAAAUAUCAUGGAAAAGAUUCUGAUGAACUUCGACGUCGACGAAAUCAAUAUAAUGUUUCACUUCGAAAAAAUAAACGUGAGGAACAAAUACAAGUCAAACGUAAUUUUCGUGCUGAUGAUAGUAUGUCCGAUAAAUCUGAUGAUGAUCAUGAACAAAAUCAAAUUUUUAAUCUUGAUGAUCUUGCUAUAAAAGCUAAAAGUGAAGAUCCAACAAUACGUUUUGAAGCUAUACGUUCAGCACGAAAACUUUUAUCUAUUGAUCGUAAUCCACCAAUUGAUGAAUUAAUUAGAUUUAAUUUUUUACCUAUAUUUGUUCAUUAUUUAACAUAUGAUCAACAUCCUGAUUUACAAUUUGAAGCUGCAUGGGCAUUAACAAAUAUAGCAUCAGGUAAUUCACAUCAAACACAAGCUGUUGCUGAUGCAAAUGCAUUACCAUAUUUAUUACGUCUUUUACAUUCACCACAUCCAAAUGUAUGUGAACAAGCUGUUUGGGCCUUGGGAAAUCUUAUUGGUGAUGGUCCAACAUUACGUGAUUAUGCUAUAGAAUUAGGUGUUAUAAAACCAUUAGUUGAAUUUAUUCAAAAAGAUAUUCCUGUUACAUUUCUUCGAAACGUAACAUGGGUUAUUGUUAAUCUUUGUCGUCAUAAAGAACCACCAUUAUCUUUAAUUGCUGUACAAGAAAUUUUACCAGCUUUAAAUUAUUUAAUUGCAUAUACAGAUAUAACUAUUCUUGUAGAUUGUACAUGGGCAUUAGCUUAUCUACUUGAUUGUGGAAAUAAUAUGAUACAAAUUAUUAUUGAUUCAGGUGUGAUACCACAAAUUAUUAAAUUAUUAAAUCAUAAUGAAUUAAAAAUUGUUACAGCUGCAUUGAGAGCAAUUGGAAAUGUUGUUACAGGUACUGAUGAACAAACACAAUUCGUUCUUAAUCAUGGAGCACUUGCUUAUUUUCCCAAAUUACUCAAACAUCAAAAAGAUAAACUUAAUAAAGAAGCUGUUUGGUUUCUAUCAAAUAUAACAGCUGGUAAUCAACAACAAGUUCAAGCAGUAAUUGAUGCACAAUUAAUUCCCGACGUUAUUCAUCAUUUACAAUAUAGUGAAAUUCAAACACAAAAAGAAGCUGCUUGGUGUAUGUCAAAUUUAACAAUGAGUGGUUCAAAACAACAAAUUCAGUAUAUAGUUACACAACAUGUUAUACCUCCUCUUUGUAAUUUAUUAGUACAACAAGAUACUCAAAUCUUACAAGUGUGUCUUGAUGCUAUUCAUAAUAUACUUAAACAAACAUCAGAAGAAAAUCUUGAAGCUAUUAUAACAGAAAUUGAAGAAUGUGGAGGUCUUGAUAAAAUUGAAAAUUUACAAACACAUUCAAAUGGUGAUAUAUAUCAACAAUCAUAUGAAAUAAUUGAAAAAUUCUUUUCAAAUGAAGCUGAUGAUGAAGAUAUUUCAUCAAUGAAUCAAGCACCAACAUUACUAAAUUCUAGUAAUGAAUUUUCAUUUGGAAAUAUGAACACAAAUCAAGCUGUACCUGAUAAUAAUAAUGAAAAUAAUGCACAUUUUCAGUUCUAA